AUGGCCUUAAGAAUCCAACAGCGGCGGAACGAACUACAGACAAUCGUCGAGAAGAUUGGCGAAAUUGAGAGCGAUGCUGAUGAGCAUCGCUUAGUGAUCAAGACUCUGAAAGAAGUACAUGAGCGGGAGCCAGACCGCACGUGCUUUCGGCUCGUGGGCGGUGUGCUAGUUGAACGAACAGUGAAAGACGUGCUAGGUACACUGCAAACAACGAUGGAUGGUCUGAACAAAGUGUUAGUAGAGCUUGCGAAGCAAUACAAGGCAAGGGAAAGUGAGCUUUUGGAGAUGCAGCGAGAGUUAGAUGCUUGA
Molecule: messenger RNA, 309 nt
Organism: Malassezia globosa CBS 7966
Lineage: Eukaryota; Fungi; Basidiomycota; Malasseziomycetes; Malasseziales; Malasseziaceae
Exons: 3
Coding region: 1-309 (102 amino acids)
Biological process (GO): protein folding
Cellular component (GO): cytoplasm; prefoldin complex
Molecular function (GO): protein folding chaperone
Source: RefSeq, a predicted model, not a curated record